Messenger RNA from Vanrija pseudolonga, 1283 nucleotides. It is a transcript of the gene ccsC, whose product is annotated as Trans-enoyl reductase ccsC. Bases 1 to 1251 code for a protein of 416 amino acids. The transcript has 3 exons. NCBI's taxonomy places the organism in Eukaryota, Fungi, Basidiomycota, Tremellomycetes, Trichosporonales, Trichosporonaceae. Gene Ontology annotation, molecular function: oxidoreductase activity, acting on NAD(P)H. The record is from RefSeq and is a predicted model, not a curated record.
AUGACCGUCGCCACCGCCCCCAUUCCCGCCGCGCAGAAGGCGCUCGUGCUCAUCACGGCCGACAAGGACGUGGCGCUCCUCGACAUCCCCGUGCCCGUCCCCGGCGCAGGCGAAGUGCUCAUCAAGGUGCACGCGAUCGCGCUCAACCCCGUCGACUCGUUGUACGUUGGCUCGCCGCUCGCGCAGCAGGCGCAGCGCGUCAUCGGCACGGACUUUGCCGGCGUCGUCGUUGCCUCCGGCGCGGACCUCACCUCGUCAUCGGACGCACGCACCAAGGCUGGCGCGCGCGUCGCCGGCUUCCUCCAGGGAGCCUGCUCGCGCAACGACCGCCCCGGCGCAUUCGCAGAGUACAUUGUCAUUCCGUACGACCUCACGUGGUCGGUCCCCGCGUCCAUGCCCCUCACAUCGGCGUCCGCCGUGUCCAUGUGCGGCGUGACGGCGGCGCAGGGCGUCUUCUUCCGGCAGCAGCUGCCGGCGCCCUUCUGGCCUACGAAGGAGUGGAACGCCGGCCGGGGAUGGAAUCCCUCUAUCCCGGCCGACGAACCCGUCAACUACCUCAUCUACGGCGCGAGCACCAGCCUAGGGCUGUACGCCGCGCAGCUCGUGCAGGCUGCCGCCGCGUUCUCCGGGCGCAAGGUGCGCCUGAUCGGCCUCGCCUCGGCGAACAAGCACGCGCUCCUGCGCCAAAAGCCGUACAGCUACGACGUGCUCCUCGACUACCGCGGCGACUGGCCCGCCGGCGUGCGCGAAGCCGCUCCGCGCGGGGUCGACUACGCUUUCGACGCCAUCAGCGAGGGCGACACCGUGCGCAAGGUGCACGACCUGCUCGCGCCGACCGCGACACCGGGCUCGUUCGUCAUCUUCCGCAACGACCGCAGCGACAUGAUGCCCAAGGCGCCCGGCGUGUGGGGCGCGGUCGGGUACCGCGUCGCGCCGGUAUACGGGGCUGCGUGGGAGGCGCUCGGGGUGGAGAUUGGCUACGACAGCCAGACGAUCCCCGCCAAGCCCGACGCGCGCGCGUUCGCCACCGCAUUCUACGACUGGCUCUCGACGGCCGCGACCGACGGCAAGGUCAAGGUCCAGCCCAACCCCGUGCGCAUCAUGCCCGGCGGCCUGGAGCGCGUCGUUCCCGACGGCUUCGUGCUGCUCGGCUGGAACCAGGUGUCGGCGCGCGACAAUAACGGCCGGACGGAGGAGUACAUGCGUCCUAUUAGUGGUGAGAAGCUCGUGUAUGAGAUUGUCAAGGAGUAGGGUGGUGCAGGGGCUAUGCAUUGUGUAUGAAG